GAUAAAUAGAAGUAUAAGAUAAUGGGGGAAAAGUCAGUUAUUCCAUACCUGUCGAUUGUAGGUCAUACGGCGCCAAACUUAAUACCUUGGCGACAAUCAAUCGGCGCCAUUAGUCAACAUCCAAAGCAGUAGUAACCUUAGGAAUGCGUCCUUAUGCUAUGGAAACAGAAAGGACAAAGCUAUACAAUUUGACGCCGUCAACAGUUAUAUUUCUCAAAACGUCUAACCUUAGUCGUCUAUCAUUAGAAGAUUUCUUUUCAAUACGGAAAACUAUUUCUGCAUACAAAUUCAAUGAAUUUUUCGAUAAUGUAUUAGAAAAAUUUUUACAAGUAAAAUAUUCUGUUGAAAAAAUUGGAUCAUAUCAGUGCACAUCAUCUAUUAGAAAAAGUCAACUUUUAAAGUGGACAUGUAAAUUAAUCUGUGUCAGUUUAAACAAAACAACUUUACUCAUUAUUUUUAAUAAUGCAGUCAAUAAAUUAAAAUUUUUCCCUAUUUAUUUGCAUUUAUUGAUCCAAUAUUUAUUUUACACAUAUUAUACUUCUUACAACACUUAUAAACUUCAGCAUUUAAUUCAUACCAACAAUGAUGAUGGUAACAAUGUCUGUAUUGAAAGUGAACAGUUUAUUGAACCAUCGGUAAUUCAGGUGAAAAAAAGAAGACCAUUAAAAUAUCACUCAUCAGCACACUGUACAAACGGUACAUUGAUUGAAAAACGCUAUGAUAGAGCUGCUAACAAACCAUGUAAAGGAACUUUUAGUGUCUAUUUAACAUGGAUUACUAUUGUUAGUUUCUUAUAUCUUUUUAAAAUUGGAAGCACUGAAGCCGUUAAACAAAGUCAAGAAUCUUCCAGCUCACCGAAUCAAUAUAACUUAGUUAAUCUACUUCAUUCUUUAUCCUCAAUAGGAAAACAGAUAAAUGCAGAGAUUUUAACAAAGUCUGAGCUAAGAACAUGGAAUUACUUAUUGGAGAAAAUAAUAAAGUCCCAGACAGAUUUGUUAAGAGAUCAAAAUCGUUUGGAUUAUACGCCUAUUUUAACGCCAGGUAGUAGUUUCAAUAGUAUCAGUAAUGAAUUUUUCAAAUAUGAUAAAACUACUCCAAAACCUUCGAAAGCCGAGUUAAUGGCUAAAACACCAAGUUAUAUGUUUAAAUUACAUGAACGUCACAUGAAUGAUUGGCACAGCUUUGGACGUUAUGAAGAAAAUCAUCUAGUGCAUCCAGAUUAUGAAAAAUAUUUAAGUGAAAAUCAAUUUUCAACAAGUGAUAAUCAUCAGGGGGAAAAAACAAAGCGUAAAGAACACCAUGGACGUCAUCAUCUUGGUAUGAUAACAGCGAUAAGACAUCAUAGACAUAUUGAAACCCAUGAACAUGUGAACAGCGAAACAGAUAUGCUUCUAAGUCGUAGGAAACGUUCAGCGGAGCCAAAUGAUGCACACCUAUCGGCAGAUAAUAUUGUUAAAAGGCAUAAAUUAGUAUUUCAACUUGCUGACAUACCUUCCAAUGAACACUUAAUAGCAGCAAGCAUACGUAUACGAUAUGAAGCGAAAGUUUAUUCAGAAAAUUAUUCAAUCCCAACAGUAAGUAGUUCAUUCUGCUCAAACAUUACUAACAAUGAUAAAAUGAGGAGCACAUCAUUUUAUUGGCCAUUAUCCUUAUGGUUACAUUCUGAUCAAAAUAAUUCCAGUAACAUGGAUAUACAAACUGCAGCUAUUUUUGAACCAGAUGAUUUACAGUGUAAAACACAGUCUACUAAGAAUUCUUCGCUGAUAAAUUUGCCAAAUGGAUGGUUUCAUAUACCACUGAAUCAACCUGUUUUACAUCUGAUCGAAAAAAUCAACCAACAAACUUAUGGUGAUAAACAAAUUGUAAUACAAAUUCGCUCAGUAAUACAGAAGGGUUCACCAAUGUUAGGGGAUUUAAAUUAUAUUAUCGAUAAUAACAGUGAUGAACAAUUGGACUACCUAAGAGUCAACAAUGUAUAUCAGAACAGGCAAAAUUCUUUUAGUUCCUCGAAGUGGUUACAUAAUGCACCACAUUUAUUCACUUAUCAUCGUGAUCCAAAUUUGGCUGAGUAUAUAAAACGCAAGGCAAGAUCGGCUGAUUACUCCAAUGGUGAACAUACGCUACAAACGGAUGAAUUCAACCAUAUCAAUGUCAAACCUGAGACUCAAAAUGUAAACAACAAGAAAAUUGCUAGACGUUAUAAACGCUUGCAACGAUUGCUCAAUACACGUUUGAGUCAACAAAAGAGUGAUAAAGGAACUGGAAAAAGUGGACAACACGAUGAAAAAACGUAUGCUAAAACAAGAUCACGAAGACGAGCACAAUAUCGACAACAUCAUAAUCGCCCACGUCAAGAUCAUUACUACUAUACUGACAUUGAUUCAGUCAAUGAACAUGAAGACAUUUCUUCAAAUCUACAAAUGACAUCUAAUUCAUAUGAAGAUAACAGAAAAACUGACCGUUAUAAACAGAAACAUUACCAAUAUGAUACUGGAAGAUCCUAUCAUUCAAAUAUACUGCAAACCAGUAAUCACCAUUACCUUGACACAACAUGUCAAAGGCGUGAAUUAAUUAUUAAUUUUGAUGCUGUCGGUUGGGCUGGAUGGGUAAUUGCACCACAAGCAUAUAAUGCACGUUACUGCUUGGGUCAGUGUCCAUUUCCACUAUCAACACAUUACAAUACAACAAAUCACGCUGUCUUGUUACAAUUAGUUCAUUUACUAGAUGUGGCGAGAAUUCCCGGUCCAUGUUGUGUACCACACCAACUUUCAUCACAGUCAUUAUUAUAUCAUAGUCAGAAUGGUGAUGUUGUCUUAAGAGUGUAUGAAGAUAUGGUUGUAGAAAGUUGUGCUUGUCGCUAGAAAUACAAAAUGAUAUACUGUAUAACCAAACUGAUUGCAAUGUAUACUUUCAAUGUGAACACGUAUGUACACAAAUCUUUAGUCGUAAACCCAUGAAAAAUCUCAACUACCGUUAUUAACAUUAAUACUGUUAUCUAAAUGUUUUCAGUAGUAGUUAUAACAGCGAUAUAACUAUUAUUUUGAUUAUUAAACACAAAUGCACCAAUAACUGUUUAUAAAUCUACCUGACGUUUAACAACUUCAUCAAAAAUUUAAACAUAUAUGAAUCAUUACUUUUCAUUCAUGUAAGUAUACUUCAACACUUUACUUUGUUAUUUUAAGCAGCAAAAACUUUCACUUUUUCAUGUGUUUUAUUUUUAUUCUUCAAAUUAAAGGAUAUAUAUAUAUGUAAGUUCUUCAAAAGAAAUACCUUUCAUGGUCUCUUAUAUAAAAUGCUGUGAGUUAAUGAUUGCUUAACAUUUUUAAAUUUGCCUUAUGAAGUAUUCAUUGUUGCUACAAUUUAGAAUCCAACAAAACAAAUUUGUUGUACUAACAAUAAAAACGAAAUAAAAAACAGCAUAAACUGUAUCUGAGUGCAUUAUUUAAUGUAACAUGUUAGGAUAUAACAUCUAUUAUUUCAUUAUGACCGGGAACAUCAUUUGACAAAUAUAUACAUAUAUAUAUAUAU
This is a messenger RNA of Trichobilharzia regenti, 3528 nucleotides long. Lineage: Eukaryota; Metazoa; Platyhelminthes; Trematoda; Strigeidida; Schistosomatidae. The record is from the annotation of a GenBank genome assembly.